Messenger RNA from Vicugna pacos (alpaca), 1068 nucleotides. It is a transcript of the gene CCDC192, whose product is annotated as coiled-coil domain containing 192. Lineage: Eukaryota; Metazoa; Chordata; Mammalia; Artiodactyla; Camelidae. The record is from RefSeq and is a predicted model, not a curated record.
UCUGAUUUGUGAGAUGUUUUAAGAGGUUACUGUGGCUUUGUAAUUGAGAUUUUUUUCUCUGGGAAGUUAACAGUCCUUUCCACAGCCAUUACUGUUGCCUAGCAACAGGGAACAGCAGAGCAGUAACAGGGAUUCUAAACUUCCAAGGAAUGGGGAUAGUCAAUGUCUGUCCCAUGGACAGGGUACCUCAGUGGGCCUGAGUUGAGAUGGGAGAAUGUUACAGCAGGACAUCUGCGGCCCCAGGGUCUGAAACCCCAGAGAGAAGCAGCACCACGUCCCGAAGUUUAGAGUCAGAUACACAACAAACAAACAAAAUACCGAAGGAGUCCCUGGAAACCGGACAGAUGGCGUUUACUUUGGCACAACUGGAUUCCUUGGAGAUUUGCCUAAAGGAAGCAGAAGAAAAGGCUAAAGCCUUAUCUGAACAGCUUGCAGCCUCUGAAGGAACAAAAUCAAAACUGCUUGAGCAAGUUUCCUGGCUAGAGGGAAAGCUAGAGGCUCUGGACCAUAAGGAAGACAGUGGGGAACCAUAUGAAAAACUGGUUCUUGAAAAAGACCAGUGCAUUGAGAAAUUACAAGCUGAAGUGAAAGCUACCCAGGAGCAACUUGCAGCCCACAAACUAAAGCACAAAAGGAAACUGAAAAAGCUACAAACCGAUUUGGCAACAGUUAAGCAGGAGGCUGCCAUCACAGUCCUGGAACUCAAUGAGAAGAUAAAGACUCUAUGUGAAGGAAAGCCAGCCCCUAGAGAAGGCAGGUUGCUGGGAGUGUCCUGUGGUGGUCUCCCACCUGUGGAAGAAGGUGAUCGGAAAAUCAGCCUGAUCAUGGAGUUGUCAACCCAGGUUUCCCUUCAGACUGAGAAGAUCACUCAGCUGGAAGAAGUUUUAGAGGAAAAGGAAAGGAAGAUUCAGCAGCUGGAAGCCGAGCAGGAGCCCCAUCCCUUCCUGGAGGUCGAGGACUCUGCAGAAUGUUUACAAGAAGCCCCAGUUUUCCUUGAUAAUAGCAUCACUCCUGUGGUCUAUGAUGAGGAUAUGUAAAGAUUCCCAGUAAGAAAACAAUAAAGGUUUG